AAGGCCUCAACCAACACUUCUUUUUCGACUAGAUACCAUCUCACACCUUCACAUUGAAUCCAACAAUCACUCACCCACUCAAACAUUCUUUCUCUACGACUCACUCCGGCCUCCAGCUCCACCAGAGAACCAACUGACUCAAAAUGAAGUCCAGCAUCAUCUCUACCGCACUGGCCGCCCUCAUGGCCACCUUCACCACCACCAUGGCCGCUCCAGCCCCUACCAAUUCCACCGACCCAAUCCGAGGUGAUCCUUCCUUCAAGCUAAGGGCCGACUCUAGUUCCCCCGCUGGCCUCGUGGGACGCACCGUAGCUUGGGACGGGGCCUUAGACGGUAGUCUGGGGUUCUUCAACGACGGAGCCGAAGAACUAGGCGCCUUCAUCCAGUGCAACGCAAAGGAAGGCAUAGCCUUCUACGCUCAUGACACCGCACUCCGGGUAUACCUCCGCCCGACGCAUGGAACUCCCGCGUUCUUUUCAAAGUUGGGGGACCCAGCCAAUGAUGCUGCACCUGCCCUGACUUUGUCGACGAAUUUCACCGUGAGUGAGCAGGCAGGUGGGUCCGGGGAGGUUAAUUAUGCCUUUGGGUAUGGUGGUAAUGUCGGGGGUUGGUCGGCUUGUGGGGGUCCUGAGGAGUACACACUUUAUUAGUAGGUUUUCCCGUCCCUUUCUCUUUUUGUGGGGUGGAGGGGGGUUCCGUAUUGAUUUUUUGGGGUUUUAGUGGCACUGUGGGAACUCCCAAAUCCGGGUGCACCGCCAACUUUGGGCUCGAUUUGUUCUAUGAAUGAGCUGAAAGCUAUGGGUGAUAGAGAGUGAUCGUGAUGAUGGGUUAAGGUGUCUGCGAUUGGGCGAGAAAUGGACAGUGGGGUAAUGAAAAGUGAUGGAUAUACACCAGGUUGUGAAGAUGUGCAGAUGGAGGGGGCGAAAGAUUGAGUUGUGAAUGGAUGGAUGAAUAUGCUAGCUCUCUCUAUUGUUUUUUGUGCUGAUCCGGGUCAUGGACUAUAAUACUCCUUUGUUUACUAAAAUCCGAUACUUGAUUAUUUUGCUC
Messenger RNA from Tuber aestivum (summer truffle), 1047 nucleotides. Lineage: Eukaryota; Fungi; Ascomycota; Pezizomycetes; Pezizales; Tuberaceae. The record is from the annotation of a GenBank genome assembly.